AGUUAUCGUUUUUUGAAGGUUGCCUCUCCUAAGUACUGCUGGAUAAUAAUUUUGCAUUGGCUUCGCUGGUCGAUGUCGAUGUCGAUUCAGUUUUUGUUCGUCGGCUUUUGAGACGUAUCUCCAUCAAUCGCGACCUCUGAGUUCGUUUCGUAUAAUGUGCUUUAUCUUCCUCAGGGAUUAAAAGUCAGUUUCUGGGAUUUGAAAAAAACAUAAUAGGGCACAAUAAUGAGCGAAGCAGAAGCCAACAUUGGUACCCAACAGAUACCAGAGGCGAGUGAGAGCCUCUUCGGCACCCUAGACAUAGUUUUAUUAGCACUCAUCGUAGGAGGAAUUAGUUGGUAUCUCGUCAAUAAACAUAAGAAAACCAAAACGAUAGCAAAUGGUAGAUCAUAUUCAAUACAACCUACCUCCAUCAACCUCCAAACAUCAACAGACAACUCCUUCAUAAAGAAACUCCAGUCUUCAGGUAGGAGUCUCGUGGUCUUCUAUGGAAGCCAAACCGGAACCGGUGAAGAAUUUGCCGGUCGGCUCGCCAAAGAGGGAGUUCGAUAUCGGAUGAAGGGGAUGGUCGCCGAUCCCGAAGAAUGUGAUAUGGAAGAAUUAGUCAAUUUAAAAACUCUGCCAAACUCAUUAGCAGUAUUCUGUCUGGCCACAUACGGCGAGGGUGAUCCUACUGAUAACGCCAUGGAAUUCUACGAGUGGCUCCAAAACGGAGAUGCUGAUCUCACUGGACUUAACUAUGCUGUAUUUGGAUUAGGAAAUAAGACGUACGAGCAUUACAACAAAGUCGCCAUUUAUGUAGAUAAACGACUUGAGGAAUUAGGAGCCACCAGACUCUACGACCUUGGUCUUGGAGAUGAUGAUGCGAACAUUGAAGACGACUUCAUUACGUGGAAAGACAAGUUCUGGCCCGCUGUUUGCGAACACUUCGGUAUCGAAUCGACCGGAGAAGACAUCAACAUGCGUCAAUACAGACUUGAAGAGUUCGAGGAGACUCCAGACAGAGUAUUUACUGGAGAAAUGGCUAGGUUGCAGUCCCUCAAGAACCAAAGACCACCCUACGACGCCAAAAAUCCCUUCCUCUCGAAGGUCAAAAUCAACAGAGAGCUCCACAAAAACGGCGACAGAUCCUGCAUGCACAUCGAAUUCGACAUCGAAGGUUCCAAAAUGCGAUACGAUGCUGGCGACCAUCUUGCCGUCUAUCCUAUCAACGACGUAGAACUGGUCGAGAAGCUUGGAAAAUACUGCGGCAAGGAUCUUAACACCAUCUUCAGCUUGAUCAAUACCGACGAAGACUCCAGCAAGAAACACCCCUUCCCGUGUCCUUGCUCGUACAGGACUGCUUUGAUGCACUAUGUGGACAUAACGCAAAAUCCAAGAACUCACGUACUAAAAGAAUUGGCUGAAUACUGCACUGAUCCAGCCGAAAAAGAAAAGUUAAAAUCCAUGUCCACGACCACUCCAGAAGGAAAAGCACUUUACCAGAAAUGGAUCAUCGAGGACAACAGGAACAUCGUUCAUAUUUUGGAAGAUAUGAAAUCAUGUCAACCUGCUUUGGACCAUCUUUGUGAAUUGAUGCCCAGACUACAGCCCAGAUAUUAUUCGAUUUCCUCGUCACCCAAGUUGUAUCCCAACACAGUUCACAUCACAGCGGUCUUAGUCGAGUAUGACACUCCAACUGGUCGCCACAAUAAGGGUGUUGCUACCACAUGGUUGAAAACUAAGAUGCCGGAUCCCGAGAAAGAACUUCCCACAGUUCCAAUAUUCGUUCGUAAAUCUCAAUUCAGAUUGCCCACUAAGCCACAAACUCCUAUCAUUAUGAUCGGACCUGGAACUGGUUUUGCUCCGUUCAGAGGAUUUAUCCAGGAUAGGAAUCUUUGUAAAGAAGAAGGAAAACCUGUAGGGGACACAGUGCUCUAUUUCGGCUGUAGAAAGGCUGCUGAAGAUUACAUUUACGAAGAAGAAUUAGUUGAAUACCAUAAGAACGGUCUACUUACACUGCACUUAGCCUUUUCUAGGGAUCAAGCCAAGAAGGUUUACGUCACGCAUCUAUUAGAACAACAAGCCGACGAAGUAUGGAAGAUUAUUGGAGAGAAUAACGGACAUAUCUACAUUUGUGGUGAUGCCAAAUCCAUGGCCACCGACGUCCGUGCUAUCCUAACUAAAAUUCUGCAAGAAAAAGGCUCCUUGACCGAAGAACAAGCUACCGCAUACCUGAAGAAGAUGGAAACGCAGAAACGUCUAUCCGCCGACGUAUGGAGCUAAUAAAAUCUGCCCCCUUAGCAAUUUUUUUUAAUAUUCUAUUAAGACAUCUAACAUAGCUGCACCGACCUAUUGUCUUUUCGGUGGAUAAUAAAAUUAUUCUUGUAUAUUUUUGUGACAAUUGUAAGCUGAUAAAUUGGUGCCUAUAUUGUAUAUAAAUACUAAAUGCAACAAAAUUGUGAAGUUUUUAGAUGUGUAGAUUCAUUCCAGUCGAGUGCCUUUAAACAAGUUAUUUGAAAUUUUUAACACGUCAAGUCUUUCAUGCUUCUCCGUCAAGGACUUUUCUUGUUCUAAUUAUUCAAAGUUACAAUAGGCAGAUUGUAACGUAUAACUUUUUACAUGUUUGAUAUAGGAUUUUUAUCGCUGUUUAUACGCCAAGGAAUUUGGUUUUGUAAUGUGUGGCUGUUCCUCUAAGAACUGUCAAAUUUUAGGUGAAAAUUUGUUAUUUUAAUUGUAAUUUAUGUUAAGUAUUAUACAAAAUUUAUUUUUGUUUAUAUGCUCUUUAUUUAAUUCAAAUAAAUUAUUCAUAAGAUAA
Messenger RNA from Diabrotica virgifera virgifera (western corn rootworm), 2797 nucleotides. It is a transcript of the gene Cpr, whose product is annotated as NADPH--cytochrome P450 reductase. Lineage: Eukaryota; Metazoa; Arthropoda; Insecta; Coleoptera; Chrysomelidae. The record is from RefSeq and is a predicted model, not a curated record. Gene Ontology annotation, cellular component: cytosol. The coding region runs from base 226 to 2265 and encodes 679 amino acids. The transcript has 11 exons. Gene Ontology annotation, molecular function: FMN binding; flavin adenine dinucleotide binding; NADPH-hemoprotein reductase activity. Gene Ontology annotation, biological process: response to hormone.